Messenger RNA from Lipotes vexillifer (Yangtze River dolphin), 862 nucleotides. It is a transcript of the gene ASPNAT, whose product is annotated as N-acetyltransferase 8 like. Gene Ontology annotation, cellular component: mitochondrial membrane. Gene Ontology annotation, molecular function: L-aspartate N-acetyltransferase activity. The transcript has 4 exons. NCBI's taxonomy places the organism in Eukaryota, Metazoa, Chordata, Mammalia, Artiodactyla, Lipotidae. The record is from RefSeq and is a predicted model, not a curated record. The coding region runs from base 1 to 777 and encodes 258 amino acids.
AUGCAUUGUGGGCCUCCCGACAUGGUCUGCGAGACGAAGAUCGUGGCCGCCGAGGACCAUGAGGCGCUGCCGGGGGCCAAGAAGGACGCGCUGCUCGCCGCCGCCGGCGCCAUGUGGCCCCCGCUGCCCGCAGCUCCUGGCACCCAGAGGCUGGCCCAGGGAGGGCUCUUGGCUGGGGCGGGGCCCCCACUUCCCAAGGGCUCUGCGCCACUGACCACUCACUGGGCGCCACCUCUCCCCGCAGCUCUCUGUUUUGCCCUGACCCGCUCGCUGCUGCUGACGUGCCUGGUGCCAGCAGGGCUGCUGGGCCUGCGCUAUUACUACAGCCGGAAGGUGGUCCUCGCCUACCUGGACUGCGCGCUACACACAGACAUGGCCGACAUUGAGCAGUAUUACAUGAAGCCCCCUGGCUCCUGCUUCUGGGUGGCCGUGUUGGAUGGCAACGUGGUGGGCAUCGUGGCGGCGCGGGCCCACGCGGCGGACAACACGGUGGAGCUGCUGCGCAUGUCGGUGGACUCACGCUUCCGCGGCAAGGGCAUCGCCAAGGCGCUGGGCCGUAAGGUGCUGGAGUUCGCUCUGGUGCACAACUACUCUGCGGUAGUGUUAGGCACGACAGCCGUCAAGGUGGCCGCCCACAAGCUCUACGAGUCGCUGGGCUUCAGGCACAUGGGCUCGAGUGACCGCUACGUGAUGCCGGGCAUGACCCUCUCGCUGGCCGAGCGCCUCUUCUUCCAGGUCCGCUACCACCGCUACCGCCUGCAGCUGCGCGAGGAGUGACCGCCACCCACCUGCCCGCCGCCCCGCCCGCCGCUCCGUCCGCCUGCGCCCUCCUGCCCGCCGCCCGGGCCGCUUUCGGACGCUC